CAUGAUGAGUGAUGCAGUAAUGCACUUUGGUAUUUUGGAUAUCUGAAGUAUGUUAGCGUCAUACUAGAUCUUUUUCUGUUCCUUUCUUUAUGGAGCACCUUUUUGAUCUCCUUUCAACUAAAUAUGGCCCCAUCCAAAUUCAAAAAACCAACAAGGUGGCUGCUAAUACAGUGUCUAAAACCACUAGAUGAUGAUCUGUCUUUUAUAUACAGUUUGUGGCAGCUGUUCCCAAACUUAACAGCUUGCACACAUAAAAUUCAUCCUCCCAGCAGAGAUUAUUUAAAUACAGAUGAUUCAACCUCAUAGUCAGUGCAAAACCUAUUUACUGCAUACUCCUUUGGUAAGUUGUGUUUAUUUGCAGUAGUGCUGUUGCUCACGUUACCUGUGAAUGCUGAACACAAGGUUACGCAUGUUGGUUUUUACAGGAUAAACAGGUUUAUUACAGUCAAGUGUGUUGCUGUAGACAGACAUAACACAGAUGCCACAGAUGUUUGAGACAUCACUUUAAAACCUGCAAAAAUGAAAUUGAGCUUCAUUUUCCUCAACACCUGAGCAGAAAGGCUGAUGACACACACUGACCGGUUUCUGGGCUUGGACUUCUACAGAGGGAUCUAAAAACAGCAGACUAGAAGGAGUGCAGAAGUGCACAAGGAGACAACCUUGAAGAUAAAUCAAAUUUUAAAAAGCUGAUCAUGGACUACGCUGAACGUAUCUUGUCGCUUACCACAACCAUCAAAAAGAUGGUUGACACUAUGAAGUCCAAUAAGGAGUGCUGCAGUCGGAUUGCAGACAGAGUCCAAGCUGUUGAAGGGCUGGUUUUAAACAUCAGACAGAGUGAUCCAAGCCAAAUCUCUGAUACUGUUGAUGGAGCUCUGAGGGAACUCUACGUCAUCUUGAAUUCUGCCAAGGAUCUGAUGGCAAAAUUCUCUCAAACUAAGUCUGUUAAGGGUUUCUUUAAGUCUGGCAGCAUUGAGGAAAAGUUCAGCGAGGUGAACCAAAGGCUCACAGAGAACUUCCAGGUCCUUUCUGGUGCUCUGCAGAUUGAGCACACCACCAUGCUGCAAAAGGUGUAUAAAGCUGUUUCGAGACAAAAUACUGAGGAAGAGGUUUGCAGUAUGAUGGCUAAUACUGGUCUCACAACCCCUAUGUUUCCCCCUGCCCCGGUGUCAAGUCCUACAGUUCCUAUGCUUCCCUUUGCCCCGAUGUCAAGUCCUACAGUUCCUAUGCCUCAGCCUGCACAAAUGUCAAGUUCUUCAGUUCCUAUGUUUCAGCCUGCUCCAGUGUCACACCCCCAACAUCCUCAGCUUCCUCCUACACCUAUUUCUAGCCCUACAGGUCCUAUAUUUACAUCCAUACCAAUGUCUAACCCUACAGCUGCCAUGCCGGUCACUUACGUUAUGUCCCCUACACCUUAUGUGACACAGCCUGUCUACAAUACUACAACAUCCCGCUUUAUCGUCACCAACAACAUAGCCUCCAGACCUGUCAUGCAAGCCAUUUCUCAGGGGUCAGUCACUGGCAUCAGAACUCUUGCUCCAAUCACUCUUCCAGCCCAAACCAUGCCCAUUGUGUCAGCUUAUGUGGUCAAGAAUGCUUUUUUACGUUAAAACAAGACAAACGUUUUGCUAAUGGAAUUUGCUUACAUUGAAUACAGUUAAGAUACUGCUUUCAAGAGUGCAGUCAGGCUCAACAUCUUGCUCAUCUUCACAUCAACCACAUGUUUCCUGGUUGGCUGCCCUUGUGAACACAAAGUUUGUGUAGCUGGCAGCCGGGGCUUCUGUGCCUGACAUGAACAUAUUAUGUUUUUUAUAUUAUGGUUAUUCUCUCUCACUGGUAUCCUACGCAGCAAAGAAUAGAAAAAAAAACUGUGUGAAACUGAGUGUUUAAUUGAGCUUUGUACUUACAGGGAUUACUUGUACAUACCCAGAUCAACAUUUGAAAGUUUGGACAUGUUUGAAAUGAACAUCCACCAUUGGUACAGGAUAUAUAACAGAAAACCUGCACGCUCUUUGGACACAGCUUGUUAAUUAAGCUAGCUAGCAUGAGGUGAUUAUUGUGCCCUCCACCCUCUCAUUCACUGGAUCAUCCAGUGGUCACAUCUGACUGCAAAAAACAAAUAUACAAGCAGCCCAAAUACAAUCACUGAGGCUCUAGCUGACAUCAUGGUGUCCACAUCCUUCGUUUAUAUACAGUCUAUGGUUACAACUUAAUCCGAUUAUUUUAUAUGGCCUUGUGUAUUUUUAUGAUGUAUUUUGAGAUAUUCAGGAAGACUAGUAGCAACUACAUAAUAAACAAAGAUUACUGACUUUUUGGGGAAAAUAUCUUCUUGGAUUUUGGAAAAAAAAAAUCACUUCUGUAGUCUCUCCUGGAAGGUCUUCAGCGUGUAGCAUAGUUAUGCUUGGUGACUGGGUUUCACCAACUGGUGACAUCCUACCCUCUUUGUUUGAAAUUUUUCACUAUUGACUCAGUCACUGCCAUUGACGA
Haplochromis burtoni (Burton's mouthbrooder) is the source of this 2484-nucleotide messenger RNA. RefSeq lists its product as uncharacterized. Gene Ontology annotation, biological process: cell surface receptor signaling pathway. The transcript is spliced from 3 exons. NCBI's taxonomy places the organism in Eukaryota, Metazoa, Chordata, Actinopteri, Cichliformes, Cichlidae. The coding region runs from base 693 to 1607 and encodes 304 amino acids. The record is from RefSeq and is a predicted model, not a curated record.